AUGCCAGAAUGGUGGUGCAAGGACGACGCGUUUUGCAGGCGCGACCAUGGGCCCGGGCACUAUUGCGCCACUUUCCAGCCGGAUUCCCCGUUCAACAGACGGUGUGAGAAGGUGCCGGAACGGAAAUGCGUGGAUGACUAUGAUUGCUGGAAGCUUUCGCUAGGUUCUGCCUGCAAGAUGAAGCAGUACCGCUUUGAAAAGCCCUUGCACAUCUCAUCACCCGUGAACCUCUGCUCCGCUAUGCUACUACCGCCCAGACACAACACUGUUUGCGUAACUGACACCUCUUGUAUAGAGAGAAACGGGCCAGGGUACUAUUGUCACCACUUUCUGCCAAAAAAUCCUUAUGGGAGUCGGUGCGAGAAGCUGUUGGCAGAUGAGUGCAUCACGGCCGUUGACUGCGGCGAGCUCAGGAAGGGCGGAUGUCAGGGAUACUCCGAAGGGCUCCCUGGCUACUGCGCCUUC
This is a messenger RNA of Mesorhabditis spiculigera, 465 nucleotides long. Lineage: Eukaryota; Metazoa; Nematoda; Chromadorea; Rhabditida; Rhabditidae. The record is from the annotation of a GenBank genome assembly.